Messenger RNA from Anopheles aquasalis, 846 nucleotides. Its product is annotated as aprataxin-like. Gene Ontology annotation, cellular component: nucleus. Gene Ontology annotation, molecular function: single-stranded DNA binding; mismatched DNA binding; DNA 5'-adenosine monophosphate hydrolase activity. Lineage: Eukaryota; Metazoa; Arthropoda; Insecta; Diptera; Culicidae. Gene Ontology annotation, biological process: single strand break repair. The record is from RefSeq and is a predicted model, not a curated record.
AUGCCUUUGCUUGCUUCUACAUUUGUCCCCCGGAUAAAGGGAUUGAUCAGUUCUGAUUCAACUCUCUGCGAAGGAUAGUGUGAGCGAUGGAUUUCACCCGUAGCAAGACACACACAGUUCAUCCCAAAAAAGGAAACACAAAACAGUCCAAGGAUGAUACCGAUUGGCAGUAUUUACUACUAGUGGAUGGCAGAAAUGCUGCGUGCCAUCUGGGGAGUACCAAACUAUCGAUAGCAAUCAAAGACCGGUAUCCGAAGGCACGGUUCCACUGUUUGGUUCUUCCCAGAAAGGAUGUAACUGCUCCUAAAAUUUUAUCGGUCCAUCAUCUUACGGUCGCGCAUAUCCUGCUAUUGGAGGACAUGUUUCUGCUCGGUCAAAAGUUGGCCCUCGCUACUGGCAUGGGAUUAGAACAGUUCCAGUUCGGUUACCACAUGGGUGCGCAUAUGAAACCAUUGCACAUGCACGUUAUUUCGCGGGAUUUCGAUUCGCCGACGCUUAAACGUACCAGACAUUGGAAUAUAUUUAACGAGAAAAUCUUCCUCACUCAUGAAGGUAAAGGCUGUACACGAGUUUCUUUCCGUGAGCUGUUCCCUUGACUCUUUUCGUUUUGUUUUCCACUCUUGUACCUUUUUAGAUGUAGUACGUGAUUUGAUAACGAAUGGAAAAGUGCAAAAGUUGUCAAAGGAUGAAUUUAAAGCCAUUAGAGACGGCCCAAUGUCUUGUAAGGUGUGUGGCUUUGUAACGACCAACCUUUGGGCCAUCAAAGCUCAUGUGUUGAUUCAUUUUCCUCGGCCAACUGCGGUUUACCAUGGCAGUAUUAUGAAUUUCUUUAGAUAGUAGUAGCCU